AUGGUCGCCAAGAAUCCCCUCACAAACUGGGAUCCCAAGUUUGGUAGAUUUCACAGCAUUUGGUCUACCCAGGCUGGUACGGAAUGGGCCAGUAAGUAUGGAGUUCUACCAGAGAUUAUGGACCCGACACAACUCUUUUUUCCUUAUAAGAAGUCGGCUUUGACACCAAACGCACUUGAUAACCAGCAAUUGAAGGCUGAAAGGAAGAAUCAUCAGAAGUGGAUUUUGUCUGGAUAUUGGCCCGAACUCUUGGAAGAAAUCGGAGCAUAUCCUUAUCCUUUAAACUAUUUACCAACUCUUACCAACCCUAUCGAUCCACUUUUUGAGAUAAAUCAAUGGCAGCCUCGUCACACGCUAGAGACAUGGCCAGUGAUUCAGAUGGAGUUUCCACCGCACAAACCAUUCUUCCCUGUAGAGCCAGACAAUAUUGGGCUUGAUGGAUUUUAUUUUGGAGAUCGUACGGAUGUUCCUGAACGUCUCGAUCGUCGUCCUGCAUGGCAGAAACUAGAACAGGGACCUUUGAAGUUCUUCCACAAACGGGAUCCUCAGCUUCGAAGUAAUGCUCAAAGAGCGGAAAAAACGGAAGAGUUGAAGAUUAUAAUGCGGGAGAGAGUUCAAUUUGGCAUUGGGCCUAUCGUAUCAAAAUAUUACGAGUUCAUACAUAGUGACGACUUUUGGGAUAGAAUGGCUACAAACUUUGGCGUGUCUAUAAUAGCACCUACACCAGCUCCAAUUGUCGUUAUCGAACCAGACCCCUCACGUCCGGAGUUAUCAAUACAGAGAGACAAUGAGGUCAAUAAGUUAAGAAGAGUGCAAUACCUUCAUCAGCGGGAUAACACAGAAAGAAGCGUUAAUGAGUGUAACAAUGCGCUUGAGCGUUACUUUACACAAAGCCCCGGAGAACUUUCAGAUUCUGAGAUACUUCGAUUGCUUCGUUGCUUUGCUGAUAAUCUAAAGCGUGAGGCCGACCAAGAGACACAAUGCGCUAUUGACUUCAUGGCAGAAGCCGACUUGAAAACCCCAAGCAAUGUUGACUUUGGGCAGAGAUUGUUAAAUACAAACCGGGUGGCGAGAAAAAUGGUCACAAAAGCAAGUGCAGACUGUGAUCGAGUUGGUGUAGCUACGCUUGGAACGGACUUUCAUGAGAUACGUGCGAAAUUCGACAAAACCUUGUACAUAUUGCGAGCUAUCAAUUUCAUUCUCGCCCAACAAGUGAAGCCAGAUAAAAACGAAACCUACGAAGAGGUGAUUGAUCGAGUUGGAAAUGCUAUGGACUAUGAAGGACUUGAACGUUUGCAAUCAAGUGAUGCACAGAAUGAAAUAUUACAGGCAGCUUCACAAGAAACAAUAUUGGCCCAAGCUAUGAACGCAUACCAGAAGCAUGACUAUGAUGAAUGCCAUCGACUUGGGAGAGUAUUGCUAUCUCAAUUUGAUCUGGAAGGAUAUGCUCAAGGAAUAGGAAUGGUUCUGAUAGCUAUGCAUCCUGGAGAGAUCAGACGCAGGUGGUGUUCCCGGCAAGGGCUCUACGUUCUCAAUAUCAUGGCUCGAACAAACGCCACGCCUUUCCUAGAACUAUGGGUAGAAGUUGCAACGCAAGUCCAUGAUUCCAUUGAGGAUCUAGCUGUGAAUGCUGGUAUUGGGGAUGCUCUAUGUGUAUUGGGAAUUGAUUGA
Molecule: messenger RNA, 1671 nt
Organism: Botrytis deweyae
Lineage: Eukaryota; Fungi; Ascomycota; Leotiomycetes; Helotiales; Sclerotiniaceae
Exons: 5
Coding region: 1-1671 (556 amino acids)
Source: RefSeq, a predicted model, not a curated record